GUUAUCAAGCAAACGGGUCUUGCUGCUCAAUGCACUAGAAGCCAGUAUUAUGUCACUGGGCUUUUGAGAAAAGAAAAGCUUUAUAUUGCAGGUCAACUCAUGAAGAGACAAGAAUCAAGCAAAAAUCUGUGUCCCUUGCUGGCUUCAAAUCUCCUUGCUCUUGUUCUUUCCACUGCACUAAGCUGCCCAAAGUAAACCAACAAGAAGAGAGAAAAUGCCCAUUCAUGAAGAGGAUAGGAACAAGAUUUAGCAGAUGUAAAGAAAGCACAGCCGGACCCUUUGCCUUCGCCACUGCUCAGCGUCUGCACAUCCCUACAAUGGCUAAAACAGCAAUGGCCUACAAGGAAAAAAUGAAGGAGCUGUCCAUGCUGUCACUGAUCUGCUCUUGCUUUUACCCGGAACCUCGCAACAUCAACAUCUAUACUUACGAUGAUAUGGAAGUGAAGCAAAUCAACAAACGUGCCUCUGGCCAGGCUUUUGAGCUGAUCUUGAAGCCACCAUCUCCUAUCUCAGAAGCCCCACGAACUUUAGCUUCUCCAAAGAAGAAAGACCUGUCCCUGGAGGAGAUCCAGAAGAAACUGGAGGCUGCAGAGGAAAGAAGAAAGUCUCAGGAGGCCCAGGUGCUGAAACAAUUGGCAGAGAAGAGGGAACACGAGCGAGAAGUCCUUCAGAAGGCUUUGGAGGAGAACAACAACUUCAGCAAGAUGGCGGAGGAAAAGCUGAUCCUGAAAAUGGAACAAAUUAAGGAAAACCGUGAGGCUAAUCUAGCUGCUAUUAUUGAACGUCUGCAGGAAAAGCUGGUCAAGUUUAUUUCUUCCGAACUAAAAGAAUCUAUAGAGUCUCAAGUAAUUUCUGAAGCUUCAGAGGGAAGGAGAGAAGCAAUGUAAGCAACAUUCUACAGAAAUAUAAAUACUACUACUAAUAAUUAGCAUCUUAAAAUUUCAAUUCAACGAACAUUUAUUUAGCACCUAUGAUAUAUGUAAGACAGUUUGAUUUUAGUCAUCUUAUGUAUAGCCAUGUACUAAAAAAUACUGAUUUUAGUCAUCUAAUGUAUAGCCACGUACUAAAAAAUACUUCUUUCAUCAGUUCCCUCCUCAGGAAGUUCAGUUCCCAACCCAAGGCUAGUACCUUGGUUCCUUAUAUAAAUAAACAUCCACCAAUCACAUGCUAUCUGCAAAGCACUCUGCUAGGCCCUGCAAAUGGAAGAAAAAUGAGAAAACAUAGUCCAGGCCCUCAAUUAGCUUACAGUCAAAUAUAACAGAGGAGACAAGAACGGAGAGGCUCAUAAUACAAGCUAGAAUAAAAUGACUGCCGAAUAAAAGGAAAGAUUUAUGCAGGUGUUUAAAUGGAAAGUGAGAUAAGUUUGCAGAUUAGUCUUUGCAGUCUCAUAAAAAUCUUUACGGAGAAAAGGACAAUGGUCAUAGGGCUUAAAGAGUAAGUUUAUAAUCCUGACCAGUGGAGAUGAAAGACUAGCAUUGAAAAUUGCAUGACAAGACAAUUCCAUUAAACUGAAACAUCAAGUAUGUGUAGGAAAAGAUGGGGGUUAUGACUGGAAAAGUCACUUGGACUGCAAUUAUGAAGGGCCUUGACAAACAGGUCAAGAGCUUAAGAAGCAGUAUAGAAAGUCUUCAUUCUGGAUCUAGCCCUCCCAGAGUGUCCAUCGGGAUUAUAAAGUCCUUAAAAUAUUAGUGAAAAGGAACGACAUCAUUAGAAAUGAUAGAGAAACAAUAAUGUGAUGUUUUAUUGCCUUUCUCUGGAUUUAUGCUGUGAUCCUAAUAUUCAAAAUUAUCUCAAUAACAUGAACUUUUGGUCAUAGUUUUAAACAAAAACAGUGUUAAAUAUAUUUUUUAAGACACGAUAAGUCUUGUAAGAUCUUUUCUAACAUGACAUUUUGCAGGGCCCAUAUUUUCCUCUCUUCUGAAAUGGGAAAAAUUCCUAAAAGUAAACACCAAACUGGGUCACUUCUAGUCAAACACAUGGUACGCAAAGGACCAGACAACAAGGGCCUGUGACAUUUCUUCUU
Molecule: messenger RNA, 2023 nt
Organism: Symphalangus syndactylus (siamang)
Lineage: Eukaryota; Metazoa; Chordata; Mammalia; Primates; Hylobatidae
Gene: STMN2
Product: stathmin 2
Biological process (GO): microtubule depolymerization; neuron projection development; regulation of microtubule polymerization or depolymerization
Cellular component (GO): neuron projection; growth cone; cytoplasm
Molecular function (GO): tubulin binding
Source: RefSeq, a predicted model, not a curated record